Molecule: messenger RNA, 3359 nt
Organism: Sciurus carolinensis (gray squirrel)
Lineage: Eukaryota; Metazoa; Chordata; Mammalia; Rodentia; Sciuridae
Gene: Mark1
Product: microtubule affinity regulating kinase 1
Exons: 18
Coding region: 682-3069 (795 amino acids)
Biological process (GO): protein phosphorylation; microtubule cytoskeleton organization; intracellular signal transduction
Cellular component (GO): cytoplasm
Molecular function (GO): protein serine/threonine kinase activity; ATP binding; tau-protein kinase activity
Source: RefSeq, a predicted model, not a curated record
CGUGCCGCGCCCGCCGCUCCGCGCGCAGCCGGCUCGGGCCGCUCCUCCUAGCUGGGGCGCGGCGGCGGUGACCGCGCGGACCAAGUAGGGUCUGGGCGCCUAGAGCCGGGGAGCCGCCGCCGCGGGGCCCAGGGCGCGUGGAUGCGGCUGGGCCGGGCGGCGCCGCACACCUGAGGCGGGGCGCAGGGAGCGGCGCGGGCGGCGCGGUUAGGGCCGCGGCUCCCGCCGCCGAGCCGCGCUCUCCCGGACGAGCCAGGCAGUGAUUUGCGGAGCCAGGUUCACCUUCAGCUAUGGGCCGGAGAGCCUAGCGGAGCCCCGCCGCCGCCGCCGCCCCCCCAUCCCCCGACUCCCCUUCCCCGCCGCGCACCGGCCGCCGCUGCAUCCUGCCGGCCUCGCUGCGUGGCCCGCGCCCGGCAGCCGCCCUCGCCCAGAGCCCUCCCUCGUCCCAGCCCGCGUCCCCGCGCGGCGCCGCCGCGGGAAGCGGCACCCCCUCCUCUUCCUCCGCGUCCUCUCCCCUUCGGCCGCCGCCGGGGCCGCUUGUUGCACCGCCCGCGGCCUGCGGGAGCCGCUCUCCGCCGCCAGGCCUGGUGCUCGUGUCUGCACGCCCUUCCUCUCGCCCCCCGGGGCCCGCACCCCAGCCGGACCGGCGAGACCCCGGCCCAGCCCCGCCGCCCGCACAAAAUGUCGGCCCGGACGCCAUUGCCAACGGUGAACGAGCGGGACACUGAGAAUCAUACAUCUGUGGAUGGGUAUACGGAACCACAUAUCCAGCCUACCAAAUCAAGUAGCAGACAGAACAUCCCCCGGUGUAGAAACUCCAUUACUUCAGCAACAGAUGAACAACCUCACAUUGGAAAUUACCGUUUACAAAAAACAAUAGGGAAGGGGAAUUUUGCCAAAGUCAAAUUGGCAAGACAUGUUCUAACUGGUAGAGAGGUUGCUGUGAAAAUAAUAGAUAAAACUCAGCUAAAUCCUACCAGUCUACAAAAGUUGUUUCGAGAAGUACGAAUAAUGAAGAUACUGAAUCAUCCUAAUAUAGUGAAAUUGUUUGAAGUUAUAGAAACAGAGAAGACCCUCUAUUUAGUCAUGGAGUAUGCAAGCGGGGGUGAAGUGUUUGAUUACUUAGUUGCCCAUGGAAGAAUGAAAGAGAAAGAGGCCCGUGCAAAAUUUAGGCAGAUUGUAUCUGCCGUACAGUAUUGUCAUCAAAAGUGCAUUGUUCACCGUGAUCUUAAGGCUGAAAACCUUCUCCUUGAUGCUGAUAUGAAUAUUAAAAUUGCUGACUUUGGUUUUAGUAAUGAAUUCACAGUCGGGAACAAAUUGGACACAUUUUGUGGAAGCCCACCCUAUGCUGCUCCUGAGCUUUUCCAAGGAAAGAAGUAUGAUGGGCCUGAGGUGGACGUUUGGAGUCUUGGUGUCAUUCUCUAUACAUUAGUCAGUGGCUCCUUGCCUUUUGAUGGCCAGAAUUUAAAGGAACUACGGGAGCGAGUCUUGCGAGGGAAGUACCGUAUCCCCUUCUACAUGUCCACAGACUGUGAAAAUCUUCUGAAGAAAUUAUUAGUGCUGAAUCCAAUAAAGAGAGGCAGCUUGGAACAAAUAAUGAAAGAUCGGUGGAUGAAUGUUGGUCAUGAAGAAGAAGAAUUAAAGCCAUAUACUGAGCCUGAACCAGAUUUCAAUGAUACAAAAAGAAUAGACAUUAUGGUCACCAUGGGUUUUGCACGAGAUGAAAUAAAUGAUGCCUUGAUAAGUCAGAAAUAUGAUGAAGUUAUGGCUACUUACAUUCUUCUAGGUAGAAAACCACCUGAAUUCGAAGGCAGUGAGUCGCUAUCCAGUGGAAACUUGUGUCAGAGGUCCCGGCCCAGUAGUGACCUAAACAACAGCACUCUUCAGUCCCCUGCUCACCUGAAGGUCCAGCGAAGCAUCUCAGCAAAUCAGAAGCAGCGGCGUUUUAGUGAUCAUGCUGGUCCAUCCAUUCCCCCUGCUGUAUCAUACUCUAAAAGGCCUCAGGCUAACAGUGUAGAAAGUGAACAGAAAGAGGAGUGGGACAAAGAUGUGGCUCGUAAACUUGGCAGCACCACAGUUGGAUCAAAAAGUGAGAUGACUGCAAGCCCGCUUGUGGGUCCAGAGAGGAAAAAAUCUUCAACUAUUCCAAGUAACAAUGUGUAUACUGGAGGUAGCAUGGCAAGAAGGAAUACAUACGUCUGUGAGAGGACCACAGAUCGAUAUACAGCAUUGCAGAAUGGAAAAGACAGUAGCCUUACAGAGAUGUCUGCAAGUAGCAUAUCUUCUGCAGGAUCUGCUGUGGCCUCUGCUGUUGCCUCAGCCCGACCUCGCCACCAGAAAUCCAUGUCCACUUCUGGUCACCCUAUUAAAGUCACACUGCCAACCAUUAAAGAUGGCUCUGAAGCUUACCGGCCUGGUACAACCCAAAGAGUGCCUGCUGCUUCCCCAUCUGCUCACAGUAUUAGUGCCACCACUCCAGACCGGACCCGUUUUCCCCGAGGGAGUUCAAGCCGAAGCACUUUCCAUGGGGAACAGCUCCGGGAGCGACGCAGUGCUGCUUAUAAUGGACCACCUGCUUCACCGUCCCAUGAAACGGGUGCAUUUGCACAUGCCAGAAGGGGAACGUCCACUGGUAUAAUAAGCAAAAUCACCUCCAAAUUUGUUCGCAGGGAUCCAAGUGAAGGCGAAGCCAGUGGCAGAACCGACACCUCAAGAAGUACGUCAGGGGAAGCAAAAGAAAGAGACAAGGAAGAGGGUAAAGAUUCCAAGCCGCGUUCUUUGCGGUUCACAUGGAGUAUGAAGACCACUAGUUCAAUGGACCCUAAUGACAUGAUGAGAGAAAUCCGAAAAGUAUUAGAUGCAAAUAACUGUGAUUAUGAACAAAAAGAGAGGUUUUUGCUUUUCUGUGUCCAUGGAGAUGCUAGACAGGAUAGCCUCGUGCAGUGGGAGAUGGAAGUCUGCAAACUGCCACGUCUGUCACUUAAUGGGGUCCGUUUCAAGCGAAUAUCUGGGACUUCUAUUGCCUUCAAGAACAUUGCAUCCAAAAUAGCAAAUGAGCUUAAGCUAUAAAGAAAUCCAAAUUUACAGGAACAGGGAUGAUACAUCCAUAAAUGAGGUACAGUUUUUGAAUGUACUGGUAAUGCCUAAUGUGGUCCACCUGUGAAUCUCCCCAUGUAGAAUUUGCCCUUAAUGCAAUAAGGUUAUACAUAGUUAUGAACUGUAAAAUUAAAGUCAGUAUGAACUAUAAUAAAUCUGUAGCUUAAAAAGUAGGUUCACAUGUACAGGUAAGUAUAUUGUGUAUUUCUGUUCAUUUUCUGUUCAUAGAAUUGUAUAAUAAAAUAUGAUUGCUUAAAAACUUG